Messenger RNA from Cryptotermes secundus, 1973 nucleotides. Its product is annotated as probable cytochrome P450 6a14. The record is from RefSeq and is a predicted model, not a curated record. Gene Ontology annotation, molecular function: oxidoreductase activity, acting on paired donors, with incorporation or reduction of molecular oxygen; iron ion binding; monooxygenase activity. NCBI's taxonomy places the organism in Eukaryota, Metazoa, Arthropoda, Insecta, Blattodea, Kalotermitidae. The coding region runs from base 535 to 924 and encodes 129 amino acids. The transcript is spliced from 2 exons.
UAUUGAAAUGGCUAAAGGAACAUAGUGUCCAUUAAAGAGUAUUAAAAGGUUUGGACUGUUACAGUAACACCACCUCGUCCCCUGAUUAUUAGCCACAUAAUAAACCACCGGAACGUCGGAAGAAACAUCAUGAAAAAUUAUGCAAUAAAAUUAUACAAAACGUUAUGUAAUAAAAAAUAAUGAGCUCAUGUAACGUCUCUUGGAAUCAGAAAGUAAUUCAAAGCAUGCAGUUAGCAGCUUAGAUUCACUUUCGAUCACAUAGAAGCAGGUUUGAGCCUAACCCUUGCACAAAACAUGCUGAAAAGGAAAUAAUAAAAACUAAGGGCGAAGGAAAAGAAACCAAAGGGUUACGAAUAAUAUACCCAAGGUAAUUAGCAAUAAGUCUAAUGGGGUGCAAGUAACAUUUAUUAUCAGUUCAUCUAUGACCUACAUCACGAUCGCUGCACUGACGAAAGUCGGCAAUAAAACCAAAAUUUGUAAGUAAACGCUUCUGUUUCAGAAACUCUCCGAAAAUACCCGCCGCUUCCAGCGCUAAUGCGCGAGUGUUCGAAGCCGUACAAAAUUCCGGAAACAGACAUUGUUUUGGACACAGGAACGCGGGUUUUCAUACCCGUGAUUGGUCUUCACCACGACCCUAAAUAUUACCCCGAACCUGACAGGUUUGAUCCCGAACGGUUCAGUGAGGAAGAGAAGCAGAAGAGACACCAUUAUGUCUACCUUCCUUUUGGAGAGGGACCCAGAAUUUGUAUAGGGAUGCGGUUCGGAUUGAUGCAAACCAAGGUGGGACUGGUUUCUCUUCUGUCCAAAUACCAGUUCAGUGUAAGCAAGAAAACUCCUGUUCCUCUGGUUUUCGAUGGGAAGUCAUUCAUACUGACUCCUGCUGGAGGAAUGUGGCUGCAGAUCAAAAAGAGAAGCAUGGAAUAAGCUGAACUCCUGCUCUGAAUACAAGCAACAUACGUCUUUACGACACACCAGAAGUCUCAAAAUUAUAAAUGAUUAUAAGUUUCAGCUAACUUUCUCAGGUGGUUAGUUGCCGGCUUGCCACUGCGGAGGGUCGGAUUCGAGCCCAGGUCACAUCAUGUGGGAAUUGUGGUGGACAAAUUGGCACUGGGGCAGGUUUUCUGCGAGUACUUCGGUUCCCCUUACUAAUUCCCAUUCCAGCGACUUCUCCUCAAUCAUCAUCUGCCAUCCGGUACCAGUACAAUAGGCCAGUUAGUGGCCGACGUACCAAGUGGACUAAGUCUCGCCCCACUCAAAGAAACUAAAAAAUAACUACAACUAACCAAGGGUUUGAACAUGCCGGUAAACGAGUGGCAGUUUAUAACUUGAAGUGAGCCAGAACUACAUCUUCGCCGUGUUACGUGUACUUGAUUGUUCAACUUCAACAUAACGGCCCAUUACUAUGUAGCUUGAAAUUAUUAAACAUUUUAGACACAAAAUCUGUGAAAAUUUUGAAGUUUUCAAUGUUCAUUUCUGGCUUAAAGAAAGAAAAGUGAGGGAGACCUCCCUAAAACUAAACAAAACUUGGAUCGUAUUGUUACGAGAAAUGUUACUCAGUGUUAUCAAUCCUUGAAGUAAGGCGUAUGGCCAUAUUUAUGUAUUACUGAUAAGUUUCAGUGUUCUCAUGACAAUCCCUACUUCUGCAAGUCUAGCAGACGUCAACCAUCUUACUUGAAUCCUAGAACAGAACCUGUCAUUGUAGAAAGUUGUCCUUAUGCUGCUAUAGAUAAUAAAGAUUAGAACAACCUCCUAACUCUUCCAUGUUCACUAAUCAGUGUUAUAUAACAGUAUUGGGUAAAUUAUGGCGGUAAGGUUGUCAGCCUUACGCGCCGGCCGCGUUUUACUUCAAAGGAAAGUUUUUAUGGGAAGUUAUAUGUGUUAUUAAAUAAUUUGUAUUCUUAAUCUGGUACCUGUCACCACCUCUGGCUGCAGCGGUAAAUAUUAAGAGAUAAAUAUGAAUAGUUUAUUGUAAA